This is a messenger RNA of Blastomyces dermatitidis ER-3, 706 nucleotides long. RefSeq lists its product as uncharacterized. NCBI's taxonomy places the organism in Eukaryota, Fungi, Ascomycota, Eurotiomycetes, Onygenales, Ajellomycetaceae. The coding region runs from base 1 to 417 and encodes 138 amino acids. The record is from RefSeq and is a predicted model, not a curated record. The transcript is spliced from 2 exons.
AUGUCCAAAAUCCAACUUAAGCGCCUUGUUGCUUCUCUUUGCCGCAAGAACUCAAAUUCGAGUCCUGCUACAGGCGAUCAAGAAUCGAGAGAUGGAAAGAGCGCCAAAUACAGAAGCGCUACUUAUGAGACCUUCCUUGCCACCAAAGGCAGCUUUAUGGCUGAAUCUGAACUUGAAGUAACGGAAAGAAGCAAAGAGAUUUGCAAAAUGCUACUUGAUGAGAAACAAACGAUUCCCGAAGGCACGAUAUUUCAGAAUGACCGAUUCCGGAAGGCUUGCCAAAAGCUACAGAGUAAAAAUGAAUCAAGAGUUAUUCAAGAUAUAUCUCGGUUGAUUGUGCCUGCGGCGGAGACAUUAGCUACUUGUGGCGCUAAGAAUCUGGAGUGUUUGGUUGAAAGAUGUCUCGAAUACUGCUAGCUUUCUUGUGCUGGAAUAACUUAAUUUUUGUGUCCUAUCGUGAUGGUGACGACUGGGGAUACAUAUGGCCUACAAACAGCAAAUUAAAUCAGUAAGCCAUUAAAGCUGAAAGCGUCGAGAGAGCUCACAAUGAUAGUGGUUGAUUGUAUUCAAUCAUCAGACAUCGCUGGUCAGACAUCAGUUGUUUGGCCUGAUCAUCCAUUUUGCUGCGUUUAGAUUUAUUUAUUUUUGCCAUUGUCAAGACGCCUCUGGUUGUAAUGUUUGAUGUUGCAAAGUGAUUGUAGCUUCC